CCUCCAGCUGGGACCUCCAGUAUACCACAAUGCCUAGUCCUCUAGCUGGGACCUCCAGUACACCACAACGUCUAGUCCUCCAGUAUCCCACAGUUCCCCGGCGUGACGGAGAGAGCGGGCAGGUGGCCAUGGCGGACUCGGACGGCUGGGACGACGAUUUCCAGACGCAGGGGCCGGUGAACCAGCCGGUGAUCAAGCCGGUGAUCGUGGACAGAUGGGAAGGCGAGGAUGAGGACGAGGAUGUGAAGGACAACUGGGAUGACGAUGAAGAGGAUAAGAAAACCCCAUUGAAACCUGUGGAAGUCAAGCCAGAAAAGAAGAAAUUAAGUGAUCGGCUUAAAGAAAGGGAGGAAAAAGAAAGGCAAUUGAAGAAGCAAAAACAGGACUUAAAAAACUUGGAGAAAGCAGCCGCACCAGUAGAACUUUCACCAGAGGAACAGCUCGCAGAAAAACUUCGACUAGCAAAGCUACAAGAACAGGCAGACCUGGAGGUAGCAAAGGACACAUUUGGCAUCAAUAAUGUAUCACAGUUUGGAAUCGACUCCAUGUACCCAACCACUAAAGAAGACUUUACAGAAUUUGGAAAGCUUUUGAAAGAAAAAAUUACGCAGUUUGAAAAGUCUGUGCAUUACGUAGACUUCUUAGAGACCUUACUUCGAGAUAUUAGCAUUUCAUUGGAAGUUGACGAUUUGAAAAAGCUGAACAACUCUUUGACAUCAUUGUGUAGUGAAAAGAUGAAACAAGAGAAGCAAAGCAAAAACAAAAAGAAGAAAAAGGCCCCCGUGCUUGCAGGUGGAUUUAAAGCAAAUCUGAAAGAUGAUCUUGAUGACUAUGGUUACACGCAGGAUUAUGAUGACUUCAUGUGAUAGUGUCCUGUGACCCAGGCUUCUUCCAGCAUGUUUUUUGCAGACAACCUCCUGGUUUCUUCUUGAGCUGCACAGAACCUUCUAUUGUUAUGGAAUCGGCUAGGACUACAGAUGCCAAUGAUAACACCAAAUUUUGUUACUGGUACCAUAAUUAUACAUUGUUGCUUGUCAGUGACACUAUGUGGACAAAGCAGCCGCAUGGAUUUGGGAGGGAGUGGGGGUGUGUGUGGUGCAGGCUGAGUUCAGGAGCGAGCAAUAUAUAUUUGAAAAAAUAUGAAGUCUUGCAGUGUCCAUGCCUCAGCAUCUAGAUUCUGACCUGAGCUGAUGUAAUAUCACGUUUAUUGUGAUACAGUAAAAUUGCAAAGUAAGAUUACUAUUUUUAAAAUUUCUUGAAUAUUGCCUGCUUUUUCCUUUCUUUGGAAACUAAAAUGGACUAAAUAGACAUUCUGAUUUUGUGCUGAUGUUAUGCUUUUGGUUGCUGGGUCAGUCCGCCUUAAAAUCUCAAUAUUCACAUGGUCCCUGAAUUGGGACCAUAGGGUGCUGGGCAUGUGACUUUCCUGUGUCAUUAUUCAUGUGACCACACCAGGGUUGAGCCUGAAUGCUCGUUCAUUUUAUUAUUUUCCUUCUCCCAACUUAAAACCAAUCUCCAAGUGCAGUUAACCAAUUUUAACAGUUUAUUAAAAGUGCCAUGGUUUAAACCUACUGAGGGAGAGGCAGGAUUUAAGAGACUAUUUAGAGUAGGAGGUCCCUGCAUGUCACUGUUUUGUAUGGUGAACUGCAGGUUGAGCUUAAGGAUUUCAUGAUCAGUAGCCAUUGUAGAUGUUUGAUCCAGCCUCCAGUGUACACAAUACUGCUAUGGCUCAGAUGCUGGAUGGAUCAUUGAAUCUAUAUUCAAGAGUAAUCUUUUUGCUGAGAUCCUGAUCGAGGCCCACCUACUCUUGGGUGAUAUAAUAAAAAGUAAAUGUCAUUCUAACAGUACAGAGGUUCUCAAUAUUCGACCUUGAGUCAACAUUACAAACACACCUGUGUGUGUUGGGGUUUGCUGUGUAGAAAUUGACUGCUGUGUUUCCUCUUCAGUAUGUCAGAAAUGCUUUGAGCUAUAAAAGGCACUUUGCCAUAAUUCGAGGCUGUGAGAAACUCUAUAAGGCAAAUCUUUUUAAGGAUGAAUGAUCUCUAACUGGUCAAAGUAGGACUGUAGAGAGGACCUACUCAUGCGUGUGGAUAGAAUCCAAUGGAAUUGGCUGACACCAAUCUCCCCCCUCUGCCUCCACCUUGUUAUCUCGGCUGAAGAAGGGUGACUACCUGAGGGACAGCUGUUUCUGUUUAUUAACAGAAUCACAUGCUUGGGUUUUCUAAUGGACAAAUACAGCCCAUUUAAUGGUCACAUCAGCAGUUUGACAUUAAACUAAAUGGCCCUUUUUUUGUUGAAAGUAUUGGAUGGGAAAGAUGAAUGCUCCUUGAAGUGUUUUUGAAUCAAUGUAUUGCUUAAUGAGGGUGAGAGCAACUAAUUAAUUUCUCCCUCCUGAAGGCAAGUGACUUGCACUAAUGGAACUGAAGUGCAGAAUCUUUUUAAAAUCUGCUGGAGUGGAAGAAAGGAAUUUGUGGCCUUUUUAUUUUCACUUAUACCAUUUUUUUGAUUGGGUUGGGAGUUUAGUUUAAAAACAUUUCCUGAACACAGAUAAAGAUGUGCUUUUUACUUCAGGACAAUCCUUUGUAAAUGGUUAAGUGCACAUAAAUGGGCAUCAGUACAGUAAAUGCUGCACUUUGCACAGAUUCUACAUUGAUCAUGAGGUUUGGUUGCAACCCAGUGUAAUUGCUUGGAAAUAUGCAUUAUUUUUGCCAUCCUGUUGCAUUGUGUAGUGGCACUCUGCAGUCUUGAGCAUACACAGGUAAUGGGAAUAGUUCUUGUAUUAAAUAUAUAUCUCCUCCCCUUUCCCAGUAAAUUCAUAUUUAUUAUACAAAACAAUUUCUCACUUGUCUGCAAAAAGGACAAUUUAUACAAUAGAUGAGUAACUUAUUUUUACAUCUCAUCUAUUGAUUAGUUGGGAAAGCUUAUUAAUGUAAACAUAAUUGGACACUUGCCAUGUUUUAGGACAAUAAAUGAAUAUAAUGUAA
Messenger RNA from Chiloscyllium plagiosum (whitespotted bambooshark), 2981 nucleotides. RefSeq names its product eukaryotic translation initiation factor 3 subunit J. Lineage: Eukaryota; Metazoa; Chordata; Chondrichthyes; Orectolobiformes; Hemiscylliidae. Gene Ontology annotation, cellular component: cytoplasm; eukaryotic translation initiation factor 3 complex. The record is from RefSeq and is a predicted model, not a curated record. Gene Ontology annotation, molecular function: translation initiation factor activity.